Peronospora farinosa is the source of this 1230-nucleotide messenger RNA. The record is from the annotation of a GenBank genome assembly. NCBI's taxonomy places the organism in Eukaryota, Oomycota, Peronosporomycetes, Peronosporales, Peronosporaceae.
AUGCGUGGAAAGCUGGAUGGUCGAGCUCGUGGUUCGUGCGAGGGCCUACCACAGAUCUAUGAGUCCAUUUUGUACUUCAUUACCAGCAAGUUUGCGGGCACACUUGCAUUGUCUGUCUGUCAGGGCGAGAGUAACUGCUCAGUAGAUAUUUUUGGGAACGCAAUUUGGAAGUCUUUGCAGGAGAUUUUGUCAACAAAAUACGGCAUCAUUUUCCAGGCAGCUGGCCCGCAACGCUUCCACCAAAGCUUCACUAUAAGCAUGCGUUUUCUAGCUGAUAUCGAGGAGCGCUUCUGCAAAAGUGAGAUCAUGAAAAGUCGCUUCCGGUCUCAUGAGAGUGUGGUGGAGUUCAAGGAAAAGUGGAACAUCGACGUAUACUUCCAGCUUCGAGCAUCUCAAGUCGCUUCAAGUGUAGAAAAGUCUUUUGGGUUGAAACGUGAAGAUUCGGCCUCGUUGGAUUCACUAUACGGCAGUGUGUCCAUCAUUGCUGACACAUCGACAUUAGGGUUCGAGAACUCAAAGUGUUUGUGGAAAGCACUUCAAGAGUGCUGGAGUGAGUGCAUCUUCCUGGCACCUCUGCUUCCCAACUUCUGCAAACUUAGCAUGCAGCUUUUCGCGUACUAUAUUGGCAUGUGGAAGGAGCCGUUGCAGAAUGCCGUCAGGGUACUUAACAGUGGAACCAAGGUAGAUUUUAGUUCUGUGCCGCUUUGUUGUUUGAGUACGGAAGGAGAUCUAUUGCUUGCUGGAAGCGACUUUCGCGUGCUUUACAAAAAGAUUUCUCAAGAUCUCUUAGCAAUUGUAAGGAAUCACGUUGACGACUUCAUAGACGAUAGCCAAGCCUUCGUGACCGAACUUUUGCAACAGAAACGCCACCAACAGAGUCGUAGACAGUACGAUGGCGAGGAAGACAGUGGUGAUGCGAUUCAGAGCGAAGUGGCGCAGCAUUCACUUCUUCCAUUCAUCCAGGAUCCGCGCAUGUGGGUGUUUAAGUGCAAGCCUGGUCGCGAGCAGCAUCUUGUGGUGGCACUCAUGAACAAGUUUGUUGAGUUUGCACGCCUUGGUGGACCUUUGAUGGUCAAAUCUGUGGUGGCCUCCAACUCAAAGGGCUUCAUCUAUGUGGAGGCGGAGCGCAAGCCGCACGCGAGAGAUUGUCUGAAUGGUUUGCGUGAUGUACAGCAAUGGUUGAUGAAGCUGGUGCCUAUCCAUGAAAUGACGUCGAUUUUGGAUGUUUAA